Molecule: messenger RNA, 2877 nt
Organism: Perca flavescens (yellow perch)
Lineage: Eukaryota; Metazoa; Chordata; Actinopteri; Perciformes; Percidae
Product: TGF-beta receptor type-2
Exons: 10
Coding region: 231-1979 (582 amino acids)
Biological process (GO): heart development; cell surface receptor protein serine/threonine kinase signaling pathway; protein phosphorylation
Cellular component (GO): plasma membrane; signaling receptor complex
Molecular function (GO): ATP binding; metal ion binding; transforming growth factor beta receptor activity, type II
Source: RefSeq, a predicted model, not a curated record
GGUUUCCUGUGUGUCAGAAUGUGUGUGUGUCUUUGUGUGUGAGUUUGUGUAUGUGUGUGUGUGUGUGUGUGCAUGUCAGAGUGUGUGUGCGGAUGGUUCAGCAGUGAGUCUCCAGCUGCGCAGCGGAGUGGAGCGCACUGCUCAGCGGACUCGUCGCCCUCGUUCCACGGCGGGUUUCCUCUACGCCUUUCCCCGUGAAGGAGAGUCUUUGGACAGCAGGACGCAGAAACAUGGAGGCACAGUUCGGCCCUUUAUCUGUCCGGGGAGUCCUAUCUUUCUUGUUCCUCACAGUGCUGCUGGAGAACGGGACUCUCGGUAUGCACCGUUUUUUAGGUCGGGAGCAGCUUUGUAAGUUCUGUGAUGUGGAGCCUUCCUCCUGCAAUGGUACGGGAACCUGCACGACCAACUGCUCCAUCACAGCCAUCUGUCCGGACAUCAACGAGGUCUGUGUCUCUAUCUGGAGGAAGAAUGAGACCGGCUUCUUCAUUGAAACUCUGUGUCAUGACCCGUCCACGCCUCUCUAUGGGGUUCUGCUGGAUGACUACAACAGCUCCACCUGUGUGAUGAAGGAGAAGAACACGACGAGCGGGAUGGCUCACUUCUGCUCCUGUAACAAUGAGGAGUGUAACGACAACCUCUUAUUCUCCCCCAUUGUGGAUCCAACUCCGGAUGAUCCCUUGGUGUUGGUGAUUCUGGUUAGCCUGCUUCCCCUGCUGGUGAUGGGCAUUGUGGUUGUGGGAAUGUUCUUCUGGUACCGAGCCUACCGACGACGCCUGAACCAAGAAUGGGAGAGCAGCAAAAAGAAGCGCAAGCCAAAAGCUGGUGGGCUGGACUGCAGUGAUGCCUGCGCCAUCAUGAUGGAUGACGAUCGGUCCGACAGCAGCUCGACGCAUGCCAACAACCUGAACCACAACACUGAGCCACUGCCAAUAGAGCUGGAUCUGCUAGUGGGAAAGGGUCGCUUUGCCCAGGUAUACAAGGCUAAGCUGAAGCAGACCACCUCGGAUCAGUUUGAAAUAGUAGCUGUGAAGAUAUUCCCGUAUGAGGAGUACGCCUCCUGGAAGAAUGAGAAGGACAUCUUCUCCAACACAGAUCUCCGGCACGAGAACGUCCUCCACUUCCUGACAGCUGAGGAGAGGAAGAUAGAGAAACAGUACUGGCUCAUCACUGACUACCACCAAAGAGGAAAUCUACAGGAGCACCUGACGCAUAAUGUGAUCAGCUGGGAGGAGCUGCAGGUGAUGAGCAUGUCUCUUGCCCGAGGUGUCGCCCACCUCCACAGUGACCGUCUCCUCUGUGGACGCCUUAAGGUGCCCAUAGUCCAUCGAGACCUGAAGAGCUCCAACAUCCUGGUGAAGAACGACCUGACGCUGUGCCUCUGUGACUUUGGCCUAGGACUCCGUUUAGACAGCACUCUGUCUGUGGAUGACCUGGCCAACAGUGGACAGGUGGGUACGGCGCGUUACAUGGCUCCGGAGGUGCUGGAGGCCCGGCUAAAUCUCGAGAACACAGAGUCCUUCAAACAGACCGACAUUUACUCCAUGGCCCUUGUGCUUUGGGAAAUGACGUCGAGGUGUGAAGCUAUUGGAGAGGUGAAGGACUACGAGCCUGCGUACGGCUCUAAAGUGCGAGAGCACCCCUGUGUGGAGAGCAUGAAGGACAACGUGCUGAGAGACAGAGGAAGACCAGAGAUCCCUGACACCUGGCUCAGGCAUCAGGGCGUGGCGGUGAUCUGUGCGACCAUCAUGGAAUGCUGGGACCACGACCCAGAGGCCCGACUCACCGCCCACUGCGUCGCCGAACGCAUCUCCGAGUUGGAGGACGAGAUGGACAAACUGUCCAGCCGCAGCUCCUCAGCAGAGAAGAUCCCUGCGGAGCUGAAGAUCCCGAUAGAGGUGGAGAUCCCGGGAGAGGAGGUGAAAAUCACAGAAAUACAGGACAUCAUAGCUGUGGACUGCUCCGUGAGCGAUGAGAAGUGAGACAAAGUUUUACAUCUUCGUGGACUCUGUGGGAGAUUUUUCUGCUUUGAUGAAAUUGAAGACUCGGCCGUGGUGUUCUGGAGCUGAGCUCCUGCAUCCAAAGACUUUGAAUUGAGUCCCUGACCGUGUCAUAUCAUAUUCUAGCCCGGCAAAGUGGGUCUCUGGGUGAGGCUUUUGGUCUUCACCACUUCUAAAAUUUAACAAAUUGCCUUAAUCAGCUAAAGAACCAAAAAGAGCCAAAAAGUUAACUGGAAGCUUCAAAAGAUGUGCUGAACAUGGAGACAGUAUUUCGUUAAUGGUCAAACAGGCUUUCUAGGUCACUGUCUUUAUGAGAAAUGAACAGGGCAAUAACUAUUAAACCAAAGACAUUUGAUGUGCACUUUACAAUGUGAUACUUAUGCAUUACAGACUUUUGUUCAUGCAGUCUAACAUUUUGGAGUUAAGGGCAGUUUGUACCUAAAGUGUCUUUGUGUGUCUCACUUUGAGCCAAAGUGUCAGCAGAGAUAUUGCCUUAACACUAAUGAUGCUGUGGACUUCAUCCUCGCCAGCAGGAAUCCAAAGGAAUGUAUGAGUGUGUGUGUGUGUGUGUGUGUGUGUGUGUGUGUGUGUGUGUGUGUGUGUGUUUGUGUGUGUGUGUGUGUUUUACCGUGUUGUUUUUACCCAGCUAUACUCAAACCUUGUUUGCCAGAUGAACAAGCACAAUGUACAUAGAGACAAUAACUGUACAUAAGAGACUAAUCAACCAACAGGGGAAUGUAAUCCAACUACUUAUCUUUCAAUAUUGACAGGGAACUAAGGAGUGUGCCAACGUUUUUUUUUUACCCUGCCUUACAUACAGUUUGUGUCAUUUGUAAAAUAUUGUAAAUCUUAUAUGAAUUAAAGAUAUUUCUGCAUUCUA